AAUAGAUUGCAGACAUGGAUCCUUGGCGCCAAUGCUGGAUGGAGCCACCCCUGCAAAUGGUCCCAACUGGAGCAGAGGUGGAACUAUUGGAUUUCAUGGAAGAUUACAGGAAGGUUUUCCAAGAGGAAGACUUCAGUGCUGUAGAGUCCUGGUUUUGGCCAGAAAAUGAGGUGGAUCAGCAGCCGCCAAGUUGGACUGGUGGGAGUUACCUAGCUGAGCUUGAAGGGUUUGAGAAGGAAAUGCCGUUCCAUCACACACCGGGCUUGAAAGGCUUCCCUGAGUACACAAAUACAGUAAUGGAACUGACACAGGUCUCCUCUACCUGCCUGGAUUACAGUGCACUGUAUGAAAGAGAACAAGAUUUAUUGGGGGUUGUGACAUCCCAUGAUUGGAGAAAGACAUCUGGCCCGGCUGUCUUCAGCCAACCGAUCCCCUUGGAAUGCGAUUCAUGUCAGUGUGCCCCUCCGGUCAGAACCCAGAGGAAAAAGGAGUCACGGGACUGGGCAGUGGCCAAUGUCACCAACUUGUCCCAUAGGGAACGGACAGGUUCCGGUCCCAUCCAGCUGUGGCGUUUCCUAUUGGAGCUGCUCCAAGAUGGCUCCUGCCAGGCCUUCAUUCGUUGGACGGGGAACGACUGGGAGUUCAAACUCUGUGACCCCCAUGAGGUGGCAAGGCGCUGGGGCAAGAGGAAGAACAAGCCCCGCAUGACCUACGAGAAACUCAGCCGCGGCUUGCGCUACUACUAUCACAAGAACAUCAUUCACAAGACGAGCGGACAGCGCUACGUGUACCGUUUUGUCUGCGACAUCCAGGGCCCGAUGGGUGAACUGGCUGAGAAACUGCACAGCUAGAAAAGCCCCAGCAUUGUCGUCGUCGU
Messenger RNA from Lacerta agilis (Sand lizard), 877 nucleotides. RefSeq names its product ETS variant transcription factor 2 (gene ETV2). Bases 15 to 851 code for a protein of 278 amino acids. Gene Ontology annotation, biological process: cell differentiation; regulation of transcription by RNA polymerase II. The transcript is spliced from 6 exons. The record is from RefSeq and is a predicted model, not a curated record. Gene Ontology annotation, cellular component: nucleus. Lineage: Eukaryota; Metazoa; Chordata; Lepidosauria; Squamata; Lacertidae. Gene Ontology annotation, molecular function: DNA-binding transcription factor activity, RNA polymerase II-specific; sequence-specific DNA binding.